This is a messenger RNA of Vitis riparia (riverbank grape), 1137 nucleotides long. Its product is annotated as F-box protein DOR-like. The record is from RefSeq and is a predicted model, not a curated record. Gene Ontology annotation, molecular function: protein binding. The transcript has a single exon. The coding region runs from base 1 to 1137 and encodes 378 amino acids. Lineage: Eukaryota; Viridiplantae; Streptophyta; Magnoliopsida; Vitales; Vitaceae.
AUGAAUCCAGUUUCAGUCCCUAAUGACUUAGUUUUUGGUAUACUCACCCACCUUCCCGUCAAAUCCCUACUCCGAUUCAGAUGUGUUUGCAAGAGCUGGCGGUCUAUGAUUUCCGACCCAUUGUUUGUUGAGGCCCAUCAAUCCCGUUCAGCCUCCGCCCUCCUCAUCUCCUUCCCGGACAUGCGCGACCCUGACAGGAAGCGUACUCUCUUCUGCAUAAACGAGGGAGAAGCUCACCGUAUCCCCGGAUUCUCUCACUGGAAUAUUUCUCAAUCGGUGAACGGUUUAAUUUGUAUCUAUGGGCAAUACUCUCCGAAACAAUCCCAUCGCGUGCGUGUCUGCAACCCUAGCACUCGAGAACACGUGACUCUUCCACCCCCAUUCUUCUCAGAUCCUGACUUAUUUUUCCAGUGCAACUCUCUAGGGUUCGACCCUUCCACCAAGACCUACAAAAUCCUGAGGGCAUGGAUGGCGGAUUCCUGGGGCCCCAAGUAUGAGAUUUUCACUCUGGGUAGCGACGCAUGGAGAAUCAUCAAAGAUGCCCCAGAAGCUUUGUUGGACACAAGAGGGAUUUGCCUCAACGGAACCAUAUAUUGGACUAAGGCUAGGGCUAUUGAAAUAGACCAUUCUCGUGUGGUCAUGCAAAACAGUAUGAUAGCAUUCCACGUCGGAGAAGAGAAGUUCCGAUGGGUCCCCCUCCCUCCUGCAGCCCCCGUAUGGACGAGUGACACGUCGAGCAUGAUACAAAUCGGUGGGCACAUCGUCAUUGUAGACUACCAAGAGGUGGCGAAAAGCAUUAGUGAUGUUAUGAUAAUGUGGAAAUUGGAGGAUUCUUUAAAUGGAGUUUGGAGCCAGAAGAGAAUUAUGCUGCCGGAAUGUUGGAUGCAAGGCUACCCAGGACUUGGUCCUUUUUGCGUUACUUCGAUUGAUGGUGGUGAGAUUACCUUGAUUCCCAACCACUUGUUUAGAGACUGGUACGUGGUUCACUGUAACUUAGAGGAAGAGAGUCCGAGGAGGGACGUUUUAUCUGGGCUGCCUCAGAAUGAUUGGAAUGUUCCUUAUCCAUCUAUUUAUUGUAGUGAAGUCUCUGAGUACGCGGAAAGUCUUGUAUCUUUGAAGGAAAUUUGCAGGCAUUAG